Molecule: messenger RNA, 552 nt
Organism: Cryptosporidium ubiquitum
Lineage: Eukaryota; Apicomplexa; Conoidasida; Eucoccidiorida; Cryptosporidiidae
Product: S4 domain-containing protein
Exons: 1
Coding region: 1-552 (183 amino acids)
Biological process (GO): rRNA processing
Cellular component (GO): small-subunit processome; Mpp10 complex; small ribosomal subunit
Molecular function (GO): snoRNA binding; structural constituent of ribosome; rRNA binding
Source: RefSeq, a predicted model, not a curated record
AUGAGGAAGUUAAAGUUUCAUGAACAGAAGCUACUUAAGAAGGUAAAUUUAUAUUCUUGGAAGAAGGAGGAUAAUGAAAGGGAAACAAAGAUUUUGCGUAGGUAUUAUAUUCAAGACCGAGAAGAUUAUACAAAGUAUAACAAGUUAUGUGGAAAGAUAACCAAAUUUGUAUCUGGGAUCAGGAAACUUCCUCCAGAAGAUGAGUUUAGGAAAAGCACAAGUGAGAUGCUUCUUAAGAAGCUUUACCAUAUGGGAGUAAUUCCAACUUAUAAAAGUUUGGAGGCAAUUAGUGAGCUUUCAGCUUCUGCUUUUUGUAGGAGAAGAUUGGCUGUUGUGUUGGUUCAGCUUAAAUUUUGUCCAAAUUUGAAGGAUUCUGUAAAACUUAUAGAACAAGGCCAUAUUAGAAUUGGUCCAAACACAAUCACAAAUCCGGCUUUUCACAUAUCUAGAGAGAUGGAGGACCAUAUUACAUGGACUCAAGGCUCCAAGAUUAAAUCAAUUAUGCAAAAGUUCAAUAAUGAGUAUGAUGACUUUGACUUUCUUGGAAACUAA